Messenger RNA from Nicrophorus vespilloides, 665 nucleotides. Its product is annotated as neuroligin-4, Y-linked-like. Gene Ontology annotation, cellular component: synapse; cell surface; postsynaptic membrane. The record is from RefSeq and is a predicted model, not a curated record. Gene Ontology annotation, biological process: neuron cell-cell adhesion; modulation of chemical synaptic transmission; postsynaptic membrane assembly. Bases 183 to 665 code for a protein of 160 amino acids. Gene Ontology annotation, molecular function: neurexin family protein binding; signaling receptor activity. NCBI's taxonomy places the organism in Eukaryota, Metazoa, Arthropoda, Insecta, Coleoptera, Silphidae. The transcript has 2 exons.
GGACGCUUAGGCCGCCAGUCGGGCCGCAGGAAUCGGCGCGUGACUUUGCACAAGGAUUGCGUGGACUCACCCGGAUGAUGCGAUGUGUGACACUGUCAGUUGAUGUGCUCUCGUAAUUGUUGUGGUGAUUGCGUCUCGUGUUGUUCUAAAAUUAUGGUGUGAUCGAGAAUUUUGCUUUAACGAUGGCUGUAUUUUUUAAAUUUUUGAGUUGCGUGUCGCUGUUCAUGUACGUAGCAAACGGUGAGCCCUCCUCCUCCUCUUCUUCUUCCUCCUCAUCAUCCUCGUCCGACAGGAGUCCGCUGACAUCCAGAACUGUGAGGACAAAAUACGGCGAUGUGAGCGGCAUCAUCGUGGCCUUGGAUGCAAAACAUUUGGAGCCGGUUGAAGUGUUCAGGGGAAUACCCUAUGCGAGUCCACCGUUGGGCAGUCUCCGGUUCAUGCCGCCAGUAACCGGUGCCCUUUGGUCCGGUGUUAAAAUUGCGGACAAAUUUAGUCCCGUCUGCCCUCAAAGACUACCGGAUAUACGCAACGAAUCGGCGGCUUUGAAAAGAAUGCCAAGAGGACGUUUGGAAUACCUCAAGCGAUUACUACCAUACCUGAAGGACCAAAGUGAAGACUGCCUCUACCUCAACAUCUACGCACCAGUACAAGGUAUUUACAUCUAA